GAUCGAAUUCCACCAGACAGCUGACGGAUCUGGACAAGAAAACCUGCAGUGCUGUCGGAUUUUUCUCGCGUCGCGGCCUGCCCGGGCACUAGCUGUCUCUCCGCGCCAUCGGUAGGGUUUAAGCGAGAGAUAUUAAUGCCCGCACUCCUCACAUAAGACUCCCAGGUUCUUGAGUCACCCUAUAAGUACUGCUGCCAUGGUGGCCGCCUUACCACGCAAUGACCCAGAUUUCGUUACUCGACUCAUGAAUAGCGCCUUCAGUCACUCAGAGGAUGUGAGCGUAGUAAUUCGCUCCUACGACUUCCGUAAGGAACUAUUAGCCCAGAAGCCCUUGCACGUUGGACUCGCGCCAGAGUGGAGAAGGAGCUAUGACCGACGUGCCGGAAGGGAUUCUCUGGUAUCCAUGGCUGGUACGAUGCGCUCGCUGGCCAAGAUUCCUCCUCAGGAGAGGAGUUGGGACAAGAUCAUUAGCACCAUGACACAAACUCCCUUACUCGAGCCAGAUAACGCCCCUGUACACCGCAGUGCUGUCCUUCCACUGCCCAAGGCUCUGGGCUUCGUUGGCAACUGUGACUCCUCCGUGAUCGAUCGAAUAAAGUCUUGGUUUGUUUCGCUCGUUGGGGACCAAGAAAUCAUGAGUGCUCUCGCAGUGGACAUUGUCGUCCUGGCUGACAGUGCCUCACGCCUUGGGACUCAGCUCUCCCUGCCACGCUUUCGGGCGGUUCAGCAAGAAACUACUCUGCUCGAUAUCAACGUGAUCCGAUUCCCUGAUACAGGCCAUCCAUUCUUCGAGUUGUACAUGCUCAAGGUAGAUGCCUGGUCCCAGCGGUGGCCUUUAUUCGUUCCUAAAGAGGAUAUGAACGGCCUGUCAGGAGCAUUCCAGGCGCAUAAAUUCCGACCUCGGACAUCCAUCAUCAAUGAGCUUUCACCGCAGACGUUAGAGAGAGCUGUCCAAGAAGCUGAGGCCCUCCUUGACAGUCAGGGCCGCGCAGCCGCUUAAGCGGUCCUAACGCUUACGUGUAGUCUAACAAUGCUUCGUAUGUAGAGCUGAUACCGUAUGCAAGAGGUUAUUUUCUGAGCGAUGUCAGUAUGUUACUAUUUCUAUUCUCGAGAAUUAUCCAGCCGUAACGAUGGUC
Messenger RNA from Phanerochaete carnosa HHB-10118-sp, 1136 nucleotides. RefSeq lists its product as uncharacterized. NCBI's taxonomy places the organism in Eukaryota, Fungi, Basidiomycota, Agaricomycetes, Polyporales, Phanerochaetaceae. The transcript has 5 exons. The record is from RefSeq and is a predicted model, not a curated record. The coding region runs from base 197 to 1000 and encodes 267 amino acids.